Messenger RNA from Tribolium madens (black flour beetle), 2936 nucleotides. RefSeq names its product insulin receptor-like. Gene Ontology annotation, molecular function: protein binding; transmembrane-ephrin receptor activity. Gene Ontology annotation, biological process: axon guidance. NCBI's taxonomy places the organism in Eukaryota, Metazoa, Arthropoda, Insecta, Coleoptera, Tenebrionidae. Bases 1 to 2685 code for a protein of 894 amino acids. The record is from RefSeq and is a predicted model, not a curated record. The transcript has 4 exons. Gene Ontology annotation, cellular component: neuron projection.
AUGUCUUGUAUAUUUUUUAUUACUGUUUUAUCAAUAAUUUUGACUGUGGAAAGCAAAGUGUGCAAAUCGGUGGAUGUUAGAAAUACUCCGAGUCACAUUUCUGAAUUUAGUGAUUGUCGAGUUAUAGACGGUUCCUUGCAAAUUGUUCUUAUGGAGAAUCUUGACGCUACUGAUUAUAUAAACAUCAGUUUUACAGAACUGUUUGAGAUUACUGAAUAUUUGCUAAUUUAUAGAGUGAUGGGCUUAACAACACUGGAUUCAAUAUUUCCGAAGCUUGCCAGUAUUAAAGGGAAUUCGUUGUUUCUUGGACAUUCCCUUGUGAUUUAUGAAUUGCUAAACCUAGAGGAGAUUGGAUUAAAACAUUUACAAAGCAUUGAAAAUGGAAAUGUAAAAAUUGCAAAUUGUCCUAAUCUCUGCUACGUAAACACUAUUAAUUGGACUUCAUUGGGUGUUUCACUUGUCCAUUACAACGAAACUGCAAUUUGCAGUGAGCAAAAUUGUCCAUUUGAGUGCAGGGGGUUUUGUUGGAAUUCUUACACUUGCCAGAAUACGGCUAAAACAAGGUGCGAUCCUUCUUGUAUUGGCUGCACCCAAGACUUUUCGUCUAAACAUUGCGUUCAAUGUAAAUAUUUUAAUAAUAGUGGCACUUGUCUCGAAAAUUGUCCCAAAAACAAAAUCGCUGACAAACACUCUGGACAAUGUAUAGAACGAAAAGACUGCAUUUCGAAAAAUGGUUCUUGGACAAUUUUUAGAAACGCGUGUGUUCCAAAAUCAUUAGAAAAUGCCGGCAUUACAAACUCAUCAAAAAGGAAGAUAUGUGAAGGAAUGAAAAUAGUCAACCAUUUUGAACUCGAACAAAUGGUUAAUUGUACUCAUAUCAACGGUUCCUUAGAAAUCUCUUUAGGGGGAAGUGUAGUUCUCAGUGAUUUAGAACGAACUUUGGGGAAAAUCGUCUCGAUUUCAAAAUAUUUGAAAAUAAGUCGAUCACAUAAACUCACCUCUUUGCAAUUUUUCCAUAAAUUGAGGACAAUUAAAGGGGAACAGCUGUGGAGUAAGUACUACUCCUUAUAUAUCGUUAAAAAUCAAAAUUUGCAACAACUCUUUGACAAAAGAUUUAAGCUCAAUAUCGAAAAUGGGACAGUAAUAUUCCAAGACAAUCCACAUCUGUGUCCUCGUUAUGUCGACAAGUUUUUUAAUGUCACGAAAAUUGCCAGUAAAUAUGAACCUUACAAAUUUAACAACGGGCAUCAAGCAUCUUGCAUUAUUAAAGACAUGAGUGUUUCAAUCGAAUCAAUUAAUUCAACUAAUAUCACACUGUCAUGGAAAAAUGAGAGUGGUAGUAAAACCAUUCUUGGUUACACUAUUUUUUAUACUUACACAAUGGGGGAUAGAGAUCUUCUGAAAAUCAAAGAUGAAAUUGGCGAAGUUGAUGGGGACAGUUGGUCGAGUAUUUUUGUCUCAAAUACUUCUGUAAUAAUUGAAAAUUUGUAUCCUUAUUCUCAUUAUGCAUAUUACAUCAAAACACAUUUUUUGACAUCGUUUGAAAAUAUACAAACACCGGUUUACUCUUUCAGUACGCCACCAGGUGAUCCAACUGAACCUAUAGGACUAGAAGCGGAGGCUAAAAGUGACACCAUAAUCGAAUUGAAGUGGAAAAUUCCUAAUUACAUUAACGGGGAAUUGUCUUAUUAUAAAUUAGCAAUUUACGUACAAAAAGAUUACUUGCCAAUGAUUCUCCAAAGGAAUUACUGUCGCAAUCCCUUUGUUGGGAAUGGUUGUACUUGUUUAAAAAAAGACAUAUUACAUUUAUUUCUCCAAAAAAACGUAUGUAUAGGGCAGGACGGGGAUCAUUAUUGCAACGAUAAAACCGUCUAUGAGGUUGUUGAAGCGCCCAAAAGCGAGCCUCCGAAGAUUAGGAUACACAAGAGAUCUGUUGUUUUUAACAGUACUGUUUUACGUGUACAAGAAUUUAUCAUCAAUGCGACGGAUAAUUACACACUGACACUACCAGUUUAUGGCCUCGAACACUUUACUAUGUAUACUUUCUACUUGAGAGCUUGUAACAGUAAAAUAUCUGAAAAUGAUACUGAGCACUGUGGUGGUCCCGAAAUGGUGUCUGAAAGAACCCUAAAGAAUGAAAGCGCCGACAUUAUUUCAUUUCUGAGUAUUCAAAUCAAUAAAAUUGAGGCAAAUAUCAGUUGGACACAGCCAGAAUCUGUCAACUCUGUUAUUCUUGCCUACGAUUUAGAAUACAGAAGAAAUAUUGCCAGCGGUUCAAUUUCUACUUGUAUAACAAGCAAAAAGUUUGAUAAACAAGGAUAUAUAGUACUUCAAGUGGCACCUGGUAGAUAUUCUGUGCGUGUUAGAGCUCUUUCCUUAGCCGGAUAUGGUGAAUAUACCACAUGGCAUUAUUUUGAAAUUUUUGCGGAAAGUUCGCAUACGAAUCAUGAAUGGAUAACUGGACUUUUAAUUUUUUUUGGUGUUAUUAUUAUUAUUGUAAUUGGACUUGUGAUCUAUCGCCGGUUUAAGUUAGCACAGAACAAUGACACUGAUCACUUGAUACUUGGCAAUCACAAUACCGAAAUGACUGAUGAUGAGUGGGUUCUUGACCAAGAAACUGUUGAAAUUAUUAAAGACUUAAAGCAAAAUUUAGUUGGAAUGUUGUAUCGCAAAAAAGAGGGCUAAUUAAUUACAAAAUUGUGAUUUUUUUUAUUGCAAAAAAUGUAUUUUUGUGUUAGCUAUAGACAUCUGUAGGAUAUACUCCGUCAGCAGAAAAUUCAAAACUGGGGUUGGCGUAGUGACAUCCUUUGGGAGAGUCCUGUCGAGCUUUCACGUUAUGUUCGGGCAGUAUCCAAGAGGUGGCGUCGUUAUAAAAGCUUUCGCUUGAAAUUGUUCCAACUUUUGUUCGUCUCAGAAUAAAUCCUACAAAAUUUAAA